UUAUCUAAAUAUCUCAAAAGUGAUUAAUAAAAGAUGUUUAUGUGUAGAUACCUCCCAAAACCCAACUUACCAAAAAUAUUGACAUAAGUAUUACAAAAGAAUCAAAUCUAAAAUAUCUUAUUACAUAUUCAAUCUUUAAUUCCAUGUUUUACAAAAUAUUUAUAAUAUGUAUGACAGAAUUUGGUGUUUCAUGAGACAAAAAUACUGUUUUGACUGGGUAACACUAAGCCCGUAUUUCGAAAAUGUUUGGUAACUCUAAACAUGAUUGUCAAGUAUUGUCAAAAAACCCAAUCCAAUCAAAAGCAGAUCUAAUAAAUUUUAUUAUAAAAUUUGUAAUAUAAAUACACAAUGUUAUUAUAAAGAAUUAUGAAACAAAUGUGAGAUACACACAAAGGUUAUUAGAAGCAACAGCAGUAGAAGAUAGGAUGGAGCGGUGACGGGCGCGGCGGCGAGCGCGCCAUGGAGGGCGACGCGGUGGGCCAGGCGGACGCCGUGCUGCUGGCGCCGCUCUCCGAGGAUACCUUCCUGCACAAUCUGCAUGUUCGAUACAAGAGGGAUAUUAUUUAUACAUAUGUGGGCAACGCGCUUAUAUCAGUGAACCCAUGCCGCGCGCUGCCGCUGUACUCGGCGGAGCUGGUGCGCGCGUACCUCGCCCGCCCGCCCUACACGCUCCCGCCGCACAUAUACGCGAUAACAGCGACGGCAUAUCGGUGGGUGCGUGAUAGAAAUGAGAGCCAAUGCAUUGUCAUAACUGGCGAGAGCGGGUCGGGCAAGACGGAGGCGGCGCGCGUGUGCCUGCAGUGCGCGGCCGUGGCGGGCGGCGGCGGCGCGGCGGGCGGCGAGCGGGCGGGCGCGCUCACCGCCGCCGGCACGCUGCUCGAGGCCUUCGGCAACGCCGCCACCACGCGCAACCACAACGCCAGCAGAUUCGGAAAACUGUUGGAGAUAGAAUUUGACUUCAAAGGCGAGCCGGUUGGAGGACACAUAACGCACUACCUUUUGGAAAAGGACCGAGCGUGCAGCGUGUCGGAGGGCGAGCGUAACUUCCACGUGUUGUACCAGCUGCUGGCCGGCGCCGAUGUGCAUCUACUCAAGCGCCUGCGGCUGCAGCGCGCGUGGGAGCACUACCGCAUCCUGCGCGCGGAGCCCGAGCCCCCCGCCGGCGCCUCCCCGCGCCGCGCCCCGCCCGCGCCCGCCGCCGCCGCGCUGCACGCGCCGCCGCCGCACGCGCAGGACAAGGAACACUUCGCAUUCACCAAGGCGGCGAUGGCGACGCUUGGGUUCAGCGGCGGCGAGUGCGGCGCUGUGCUUCGGCUGCUCGCAUUUAUGCUCAAGCUGGGCAACGUGCAGUUCGAGCCCCAGCACAACAUCGACGGCACCAUUGGCGUGCGCAUCAACCAACAAUAUGAGCUGACGGAGGCGUGCGCGCUGGUGGGCGUGGACGCGGACGCGCUCGCCGCCGCACUCGCCGCGCCCAGGGACGCGAGACGGCAGCCUGCCGACGACGAGGAGGGUGAAGAAGGCGUCGGCGAGGAGUGCGAAGGCGAGGUGCCCGCGGAACAGGCGGACGAGGCGGAGGCGGGCAGCGCGGAGUGGGCGAGCGCGCUGCGGGACCGGCUGGUGUGCGCGCUGUACUCGCGGCUGUUCACGUGGCUCAUCACCGCCGUCAACGAGGCGCUGCACCCGCGCGCCGCCGGCAAGCGCUGCUCGCUCGGCAUCCUCGACGCCUACGGGUUCGAACGCCUCGCGCGCAACGGCCUCGAGCGCCUGCUCAUCAACUACGCCGCCGAGCGCGUGCAGGCCGCCGUCACCGGCGCCACCCUGCGCCGCGAGCAGGAGGAGUACGCGCGCGAGGGGCUCAGCUGGCGCCCGCUGCGCUACUUCGACCACGAGGCGCAUGCGGAUUUAUUGGAUGCGGGUCCGGACAGCGUGCUGGGUGCGCUGCGGGAGGCGCGGAGUGACACUGCUUUCUUACAGCGCCUGCAACGGCGUCGCCACCCACGUCUGCUCGUGCAGCCGCCCGACAAAUUUCAGGUGGCGCACUUCGGUGGCGCGGUGACGUACAGCGCGCGCGGCAUCGUGGAGAAGAACCUGGACGCGGUGUGUCGGCGCUGCGGGUCGGCGCUGGCGGGCGCGCGCGAGCCUCUCCUGGCGGCGCUGUUCGCGGCGGGGCAGUCGCCGCGGCGGCCGGCCGCGCUGGCGUGUCGGCAGCGGGCGCUGGUGGCGGCGCUAGUGCGGCGGCUCAACGCGCCGCGCCUCGUGCGCUGUCUGCGCCCCGACGCCGCGCUGCGCCCGCACCGCUUCGACGCGCCGCUGCUGCGGCACCAGAUACGCACCCAGGGCAUAAUGGACAUGGCGUUGUUGCGUCGCGCGGGCUGGUGCGAGUCGAUGUGUGCGCGGGUGCUGCUGGCGCGGUACGGCCCGCUGCGGGGCGGCGCGGGAGGGUCGGGCGCGGAGUCUGCGUCGGCGUCGCCCCGCGCCUCUCCCGCGCCCCGCGACUGCCCCGUGCGCGCCGCCCGGGCAUUACUUCGCACGUUACCCAUCCCUAGCGCCGAAUUCGCGUACGGACGCACCAGGGUGUUCAUCCGGAGCCCACGGACUGUAUGGGAACUAGAGGCGCUACGGUCCGCGCGAGUGGAAGAGUUAGUAGUGCGAGUGCAGCGCGCGUGGCGACGGUACCGCGCGCGCAAACACGCCGCCGUGCGACGACACGCGCAGCGCAUACUGGCACGCGCCUGGAGAGCUUACAGGUCGCAGCGGCGGCACGCGGGCGGCGGCGAGCGGGCGCGCGCGGCGCAGGUGGUGUGGCGCGCGUGGUGCGUGUGGGCGCGGCGGCGGUACCUGGCGCGGCUGUGGCGGCGGCUGCCGGCGCGCCACCUGUCGCCCGCGUGCGCCGCGUGGCCGCCGUGCCCGCAGCCGCGCCUGCUCGCACGCGCCGACGCGCUGCUGCGCCGACUGCACCACGCCUGGCGCUGUCGCCUCUAUCGCGCCGCGUUCGACCAGACCGCCAGGAACAGGAUGCGCGAAAAGGUGACGGCGAGCGUGUUGUUCAAGGACCGCAAGGCGAAUUAUGCGCGCAGCGUGGCGCACCCGUUCGUGGGGGACUACGUGCGCCUGCGCGCGUCGGCGGCGUGGCGGCGCGGGCUGGGCGCGGGGCCCGCCGACCGCUACGUGGUGUUCGCGGACGUGGUGGGCAAGGUGGCGCGCAGCAGCGGCCGCGUGUCGCGGUGCCUGGCGGUGGUGUCCACGGCGGCGCUGGUGCUGCUGGAGCCGCGUUCGCUGCGACUCAAGCGUCGUGUGCCUGCGCAUCAAGUCUACAGGCUGUCGCUCUCACCCUUUGAUGACGAUCUGCUCGUUGUGCACGUGCGAGCGUGCGGCGGAGCGGAGAGUUCUGCGGACGAGCUGUCGCAGUGCUCGUCGCGGGACGCGCCCGACGCGCCCGGCUGUCUGUUCGGGGGCGAAGGCGCGUGGCGACGGCGCGGCGAUGUGGUGAUGCGCACCUGCCACGUGCUGGAGCUCGCCACCAAGCUGUUCCUCGUGGUGCAAAAUGCGGUGGGCGCGCCGCCACACGUCAACAUCGCUAGCGAAUUCGAAGCGAACUUCGGGCAGCAGCUGGUGACGGUGUCGUUCCACGCGGUGGGCGGCGAGGGCGGCGGCGCGCGCCUCAUGCGGCGCGGCUCGCGCAUGGACGUGCUGCUCUGAUGCCGCGCGCCACACUAGUCUAACACCGAGGUGUUCUUAAUUUUAUAGGAUAACCCCAUAAUGUAGGAACUAUCAUACUGUAGCUAGAUAAAUAAUUCAAUUGACUCUAGUUAGUGAGUUACGGACGAGCGGCCGCGUGCCCGCGCGUCGGCUGUUGCCGUUGGCCGGAUGUUAUACCCGAGGGGUCCACGUGUACUGCACAAAGUAUCGGCGUGGCGACUACCACAUAUUGUUAAUGCGAUUGCACCGGCGUCGGUGACCGCGCGGCCUCCAUGUGGCACUUACUGUUCGCAUAUUUAAAUAACAGCCAUAUUUGCUAGACUAACUUUAAUAAUUUUUUAACGCGAACGAAUCAUAAUGAACAAAAACGAUUUUAAGUAUCAUGUAUCUAUGGAUACCAGCCUCAGGUCACCCUCAUGCCGGUGCUGUUAACCUGCGAAGGUUACUUUAAUUUUUCUACAUACUUUUUUGCCUCAAAAGUUCACUCAAAUGAUGACAUGAUGUAAAGUGAUCUUUUCAGAUCCGCACGUUAAUCGCAAAA
Molecule: messenger RNA, 4243 nt
Organism: Manduca sexta (tobacco hornworm)
Lineage: Eukaryota; Metazoa; Arthropoda; Insecta; Lepidoptera; Sphingidae
Product: unconventional myosin-Ia
Exons: 22
Coding region: 460-3702 (1080 amino acids)
Biological process (GO): vesicle transport along actin filament; actin filament organization
Cellular component (GO): actin cytoskeleton; myosin complex; microvillus
Molecular function (GO): ATP binding; actin filament binding; microfilament motor activity
Source: RefSeq, a predicted model, not a curated record